CCUCCUUCCACCUCUAGCUCAACUCUUCUGCAAAUGGCUUCCCGUUACCUCAUCCUGGUAGUCAGCAUCGCCAUUCUCUUCUCCGGCGACGCUGCGGGCAUCCACGAGCCAGACGCGGCCGCUGUGGCUCCUUCCUGUGACGGGGAGGAGGCUGGAUUCUCUUUCCCCGUCAUUCACUGGAAGAGCAUGGCAGAGGUCGUGGAGGAGGAGAUGGAGUUGGCGGCCACUGCCACCGCGGCCGCGGCCGCCAUGGAGGAGGAGAAGUUUGUGGUGCCGUUUCGGCACCGCCGGAAGUUUUCCAUGUAUCUGGUGCAGCUCCGCAUUGGCGGCGGACCACCAGAUGAAGCGCGUUCCAGAUAUGUAUUGUUCGACACCGGCGACGACCUGUCAUGGACGCAGUGCGUUCCGUGCAAAAACUGCACCAGGAGCUACUACCUUCCGUUCAACCCAGUCAAGUCAAGCACCUACCAUCACCUUCCCUGCGAAGACCCGAUGUGCGAGCACGGGAGGAUCACAUGGUGCCAGUCCAGCCACACCUACCCCACUGCGGACAACAGUUUGUGCAAGUUCGACAAGCGGUACGGCGAUGGUAGCAAGGUGUCAGGCUACCUGGGAUCUGACGUCUUCCGCUUUGGGAACGGCAUGGCGGGGGACGACGGCGGCUACAACUUCGAGCAAGACAUCGUCUUUGGCUGCGCGCAGGAGGAACGUACCACCGCCGUCCGGGAAUACAGCUCCGGCAUUCUCGGCCUCGGCAUGGGUACGUUCUCCUUCGUCGCUCAGGCCGGCGUCGACAAAUUUUCCUACUGCGCUCUAUCGCCGGAGAGAAGAGACCUCCGGGAUCAGUGGAGGAAAACAACAAGCUACCUCCGAUUCGGCAGCCAUGCUGUCACGUCGGGCAAGAUUGUCCCGUUCAAGCAGGACGGCGCCCACUUCAUCAUCUCCCUCAAGAGCGUGACGUACCAGCGAGGAAGCCGUCUAGAUCAAAAUCAGCCAGUGCCCAUAUUUACUCGGCAAGAGGCGGCGGAGUUCCUGCCCAUUCUGGUGGAUUCAGGGUCCGCCCUGGUCUACCUUCCUGGACUCAUCUUCGACCCUCUGCUGAAGAGGAUCGACGAUGAACUCACACUCACAAGGGUGUACGAUCCCACUAAUAACCCCGCCAUCAACUGUUACGAUGGUGAGAUGUCGGAUGUGGAGGGUGUGUCGGUGACCCUGGGCUUCCAAGGAGGGGCGGAGCUGGAGUUGUUUGGCGACACACUCUUCUACGAAGGGUACGCAGGUGAUUACAUUUGUCUGGGAAUUUCUAUCGAUGACAGGAAAUCAGUGUUAGGCAUGAUUGCUCAACGUAAUACCAAUGUUGGGUAUGAUUUAGCAAACAUGGAGAUCUCAUUUAAUCGUGAGGUAUGUGCCUGAGAAUGGCCAUUGCAUGAUGUAGUGAGUGAGUGGUAGUUGCCCAGAUGUACCGAGUGGCAGUAGCUAGCUCUGUCUGUUAGACUGAAAUAAAGGCCAUCGCUGCUGUACUGGUACUGCGAUACCAGAUAGACUGAAAUAAAUGUUCCGUCUCACAUUAUCAAUCUAGCUGUGC
This is a messenger RNA of Triticum urartu, 1585 nucleotides long. Its product is annotated as aspartic proteinase nepenthesin-2-like. Gene Ontology annotation, cellular component: extracellular region. The record is from RefSeq and is a predicted model, not a curated record. NCBI's taxonomy places the organism in Eukaryota, Viridiplantae, Streptophyta, Magnoliopsida, Poales, Poaceae.